Molecule: messenger RNA, 1127 nt
Organism: Meloidogyne enterolobii
Lineage: Eukaryota; Metazoa; Nematoda; Chromadorea; Rhabditida; Meloidogynidae
Source: the annotation of a GenBank genome assembly
UUUUCAGUUUUGAAUCAUUAAUGUCAUUAAAUUAUAUAAAAGAUCCUGCUUCUCAAGUGCCAACACUUUCUACUGGUAGUUCUGGUGUCGAUUCAAUUGUUCGUUAUUACCAAAAUGGUACCGAGGAAGUGAAGAAUUUGUUGAAGAACGAAUGCUGUGUGAUUUAUGAGUGCAGCUAUUGUCGUGCUCUUUUUCGUUCAAUUAUCAAUUUUAUCGCUCACAAGCGUACGAUUUGCCGAUCUUUACAAUCACAUAUACAAACAGAACAACUUUCUGAGGUGAUCAAAAACGCCAAAGAAGGCCUAACUAACGAUCAACAACCAGAAAACGAAGAAAUUGGUGCCAAUGGUGGAGGUAAUAAUGGAAACAAUAACCUGGUUGCAAAACGAAAUGUUAAAAAUGUUCGAGCACUUCGUCGAUUUAAUCCAGUAGGGAAUAUUGCAAAACAUAUUCGUCCAGUGAAUGUUCAUCUUGAAAAGGCUAAUUCCAAUAUUGAGAUACAAACUUUACCAAAAGUUAUUCGUCAAGUAGCAAAAACUACAAUUAUUGAUGGAAAACAAGUUAUUGAACAGCUUCCCGUUGGAAUGACAAUAAAAGAACAAAUACCGGAAAACCGCGUAGCGUUAGUUAUUCCACGUGAAAACAGCACACGUUGCGGCGAAAUGCAGUUAAGGCGUAGACGAUCUAUACAAUUAAAGAAAUUGGCUAAUGGUGGGGAUGGAGGUGGAAACAGUGGGAAUGGGGACGCGGAACUUCAUGAAUUGACAUUGGAACAAAUUGCUAUAUUGGAACGCAUACCAUCUGCAAUACCUGUUGAUUUUGUUCAUUUACGUUGCGAAGAUGAAAGAUGCACAACAAAUGGCCAGAGUUCAUUUACUAUGUUAGCUGCUCUCGCUCAUCAUCUUGCAAUUCAACAUCAAACUGAAUAUACUGAAGAAGCAUUGUUGAAAAACCCGGCACCGCACAUCAAAUGCUUCUUGUGUGAUGAACCUGCGUUUAAAAAACUAGAAGAUCUUCAAAAACAUUUCAAUACUGUUCACACAUCCGUUCGUGAACAACACAUCAAAGCUCGUUUUGAAAAGUUUAGCUCAGACUCUAGUAGGCGUAGAGUAAGUCACAAAAUUUAA